AUGGCAUCAAAAACUCAUCCAGAACCAAAUAAUUCGUUCCUCGUGGAAAUCUCACAGAUCGAACAGAGUAUCAACGAUAUUCAAAAAAACAUUUCACUUAUUAAAAACCUUCAAGAUCAACUUUUAAUCUCUACUUCGGCUUAUCAAGCAAGAUCAUUUGCGAGUCAACGUGAUGAUCUACUCAAUUCUACGAGAACGUUAUUAAUCAAUGUGAAGGAUCGUAUCAAAAAGAUUGAAUAUGAAAAUACGCGUAUCCCCUCGACGAAUCCUGAGUUUGGAUUACGAAAACAACGACAUCAAUAUCUUAAAGAGAAAUUUACAAAUAUUCUCGAUGAUUACCGUGGGCUCGAAGAUCAAUAUAUGCGUCAACACAUGGAACGCUUAGCGAGACAAUACCGAGUGGUGAAUCCAGAGGCAACAGAAGCAGAAAUCAGUGAUUACCUAUCAAACCCAUCAAAUGAACCCGUAUUUCAAACAGCUCUACUGAGAUCCGGUGAAGCGCGUGAAGCAUUAGCAGAAGUACAAAAACGCCACGAAGAUAUUAAACAAAUAGAAGCGACAAUCACGGAAUUGGCACAGCUAUUUCAAGAGAUGCAACUGCAAGUUGAAGCGCAAGAUGAAGUUCUGGUGGCUGUAGAAGAGAAUGUCGAUGUUACUUUGAUAAAGACGGAGAAGGCUGAAGAAGAUCAUAAUAAUAAUGAGAAUAAUGCUAGCGCUUCUACUGUUACUGUCACAAAAUCUUUUUCUCCUACGCCUACAGUCGCAUCAGCUGCUUCCCCUUCAAAAACCGUAUCAACUGCUCUUCCUUCAAAAACUUGA
This is a messenger RNA of Ambispora leptoticha, 819 nucleotides long. The record is from the annotation of a GenBank genome assembly. Lineage: Eukaryota; Fungi; Glomeromycota; Glomeromycetes; Archaeosporales; Ambisporaceae.